Molecule: messenger RNA, 13692 nt
Organism: Branchiostoma floridae (Florida lancelet)
Lineage: Eukaryota; Metazoa; Chordata; Leptocardii; Amphioxiformes; Branchiostomatidae
Exons: 50
Coding region: 2676-12362 (3228 amino acids)
Molecular function (GO): protein binding
Source: RefSeq, a predicted model, not a curated record
CGUCCCCAGUGUGGCUCUGUGUGUCACCAAUUGAGAGGGAGGGAGUGUGUGUGUCUUCUUCCCGUUGGACUUCUCCAAACAGGUCGACUGCAGCUUCAACUGUCCGUUCAAGUUCGGAAUGGUGAUCCAAACUGACUGACACCACGCAACCUCUAAAGGAGAAGUCUGCGAUGUUGACGAGCUCCCCGAACAUCUGCAGUCUGACAGGCGGCCGGACCCAGCCACACACAGCUGAUUAGUGGAGCCGGCCGCACGGCCCCACAAGUACCGGCCAAAUAUUUGUGCUAAGCCCGGACCGACCCUCGGUGUGCUGGGAACGAGAGAGCAACUGCGUAGGAGGUUUGGGGACGACGCAAAGUCUGCACGGUCGGAUUUCACGUCGCUUUCUUCGCCUUACAGUCGUGGGUAAAGAUCAGUUCUGUGGGUUAGUAGGGCGUGCAGCUGAGGAGCAAGUCUAGACAGUACCAGGUGAAGACGAUUUGCCACCACGUUGUCAGAAGACACCAGCAAUUACCGUAACUGCUAUCAUCACUGGCAAGACUCAAACAACGGGGAAAGGGGUAAAUAUUUUCGCUGACAGUAUUUCGCAGCCGUAACUGCUUCAAAAACAGACAAGGCGUUGUUUUCACGACACCGCACGUGUGUGUGUGGAUCGUUAGAAAGGAUUACGUGGUCGCAUCAUCGACGCUGUUGGAUCUGAGACAGAUCUGAAAAACUUGGUCCAAGUUCAAGACAAACUUGAGGAGACACGGUGGAUACCUUGGGUGUCGUUUCUCAGGGCGAGGGCGUGUCGCUCUUUUAGCAGUUCGUCCUUUUGGAGACUUCGUGAAGGUCGUAAAAAUUCCACAUCUGUCCGCGGCAGUGCCCCGUGAGUGUUUGUUCUGUUGUAAAACACAUGAAGUUCAACGCGGUGCCAGCGGCUCCAGCAGACGGACCUGAUGAGGGACGCUUUUUUCAAUGAUAACCCGGUCUUCUGAUGGAACCACUGGAUAUUCAGGAGAGCCGAUUCCCCCACUCAGACGGUGACACAUCUGGAGAACAGAGCCCCUGACAGAAACGGGAUUCUAAAUUAAAAGAAGUGAACCGCAGCUCGAUAACUCGGACGGACGGAGCCGGACCUAACGCAUGGAGACGUCUGAUGCAUCGGCGGCGUCUCCGAAAGCGAAAGUCGUUUACGCCUGAAAUCAGAACCACGUGCAGGGGUUGUCGCUAAGGUGGGGAUCUUUAAGAUCUUAAAGGAGUCAAGAAGACGUCUCAGACUCCAAAGGUGAAGCAGAGAAAAUAUCUGGCCAGCGGAGGGGAUUGGAAUGGGUCCUGGUUGCGUCAGUUCUGCCAGCUUGUUGACAGUAGAAGGUCUGUGCUGCUGACACGGGUCCUGUUUUGUCGGGAAGGCGACACUACCGUAGGUUGUCCGGGUCGCGCCGCUGCGCUGUCAACUCGCACCGCAGAGGAACGCGAGGAAGACCCGCUGAGGUACGUGGGCGACACACAAGAGCAAUAUUGCUUCCUUGACUCAGAUUAAAGAUUACUUGAUAAGAGAAGAGGGAUUAAUUUGAACUUCCGACAGAAUUUCUUGAGGGGGUGGAACGUUGUCUUGGCGCGGUGAAUGUCUUGGCUCGUGCAAGAACAUUCCUACCUUUGUAUUCCUACCUCGAGACGUUUUACCAGACGGCUUCGUUUAAGGAACCAGAAUUCCUGAAUAGCGCGGAGACUUAGAUAUCCUUCGACGGUGGGUAGUGUGCAUCUUUGUCAGCCGCUAGGGAGCGCUUUUUGUGCCACUCAGAAGUCUCACUUUCUUCACAAGUGGGCAGAAUGUAGCGACUUUUGUCUUCUUCGUGAACAAAGUAUCAUUGUUGACCAUUUUAUGUGCUAAAGGUAUAUUUGUACUUUGAGGACACGCAGAGUUGAGGUGAGGAAUCGUUUACAAAAUUGUGACACGUCACAUCCCAGAGCAACUCUUGAGUAAUUUGGCAGGCAGGAACAACGAAUACCAGAUCAAGAAAAGGGCGGGAGGCCUGGAGGCGUUGCCAGGGCAACCCGAAGAGAGGUCGCGGUGUCGUCAAGAGCCGCGGCUUGUCAGAAGGAGAAUCCAUUGCGGGGCUCAGGGUUAGAGAGACUCGUGCGACCGCGACAGGAAAAGUCUUUGUGUCCCUAAAAGGGCAAUCAGGAUUUAUGGACGACUCUACUCUAACGCGGGGCAGAAGUAGAAACACAGCUACACCUGCGCAAACUUAAAGAUCUCGUCAAUUCUCGUGAAGUCCCGCGGGAAACUCCUGAUGACCUGGUGAGAAACGUGAUCAGAGGAAAGAGAUCAAGGAAUUGGAAAGCUACCAAAAAACCGUCGGACGACUUAAACAGGAGCAGUUGCGGUAGAAGAAGAAGGUUGAGGUGAAAACUUUGUUUCCUUUUCGUAUGGAUCAACCUUGUGACCAGUGCGCUCCGACAAAUGUGAUCAAAACAGAUUACUGCAAGAGUUGAAGAGCUGAAGUAAAGUUUCCCCUGUGCCACGGCACUAGAGCUGGAUUAACCGACCCAAGCCCAAACGGAGGAAGUGGGGUUCGACCCAAGUUAUCGGCGACAAGCCAAAAUCACAGACAGCUCUACGUGCCGAGUUGCUAAAAGGUAGGUAGACAUUUUAGCCACUGAAUGCUAUCCGUACUCGUCGAUGUGUCAUCAUGAAUAGAUACAGAAGUAUCAGCAGGUAUGUUGUCCUGUGGAUGUUGUGCUGGGGCGUGAGGACAAAAGCUCAGGGCUCUCAGGUCACGCCUGAUAACUUAAUAGGACCACCAAGAAGCGAUGGAGCGGCGCUACAGAGUAGUGACCACAGCCUGUCUGGAAAAGACAAUCCUCAGGUAAGGACAACCUCUGAAACAGUUGAUGCCGACGAUGUCACGACUGAAAAAUCGUCGUCCGUGACUGAUGAAAAGUUUGCAAGGAUAGAGACCUUGCUAAAUCACGUAUUAUCUCGCGUGAGUAGAACUGAGCGAGAGAACAGCAACUUGAGAGCUCUCGUGUCCAGUUCGGUGAGGGAAAACAGGGAGCUGAAGUUGACGGUAGAGAAAUCUCAAAGACAACUCAGAGACAUGGUCAGCGCGUCCAUGCGGAAAUCGCGCGACAUCCAGCGGAGCAACUCGGAACUGCAGAGAACCAACAAGCGGUUGAUCACUUACCUGCACACGCGAUGGAAACCGGAGGAGGAGGAUCCUGGAGGGGGUUACCGUGGGAACCAAACAAUAGGGGAGGACUCUUUUGAAGUAGGGCAAAUACCACAUAAGAGCCUUCACCCAGAUCACACAGUCUUACAAAGAAGAGAAAAACGUAGCGCUGGUGGUGAUGACGAAGAUGUUGACGUCAAGGUUGAUGACAUCAUCAGUGCACAGCAGAUGCAUACGUCACGUGUGAAACGUCAGGCGUCUUGGAUCAUCACGGUGGCCAAUCACACGACUUGGCUGCAGCAGGUGGAGGCCUUGGUCCGGGGUAAUGUCAUCAAAGUGGAGGCCAUGCAGGGCGACGUCAGUCAACUGCGACAGAUGAACACGGAAAUGCAAGCUUCCCUCAUCACCUACGUGUCUACUGUGUCUGAUAUGGGCGGGGAUGUGGAGAACAACAGGAACCGCAUCCACCGCCUCCAGGACGGCAUGACCAAGAUGGGCGUCGCCAUCAGGAACCUUGAGAGACGGCUGUACACGGGUAGCCAGUCUGCGGGACAGGUCGUUCAGGGUGGGGACACGAGCGAGGUGACCGCCCGGCUGACCGAACUGGAGAAGAGUGUGAAGGUUCUGCAGAUCAAGAGUUCGCAGUUCUCCAGUGUUCAGAUCUCCGAGCUGCAGCGCAAGGUGUCGGAGCUAGGGGACGCUGUGACACGGAUGGAAAACCAGGGGUCUUUGUCCUUGAUUUCAAGUGGAGGAAUCAAUGUCGAUGAUACAGACGAGAAGAUGGAAGCUGUCCCGUCCAAGAUCAUCUCCAACAGUCAGUACGUGGAGAUGUAUCGGCGCAUCUCCGGGCUGGAGCAGACGGUCAACACGCUCAGGGCCAGCGUCGGGGGCGGCAGAGAGCCAUCAGGUGUUCGCGAAGUAAUCUCACAACUGAGAAACAGAUUAGUGAACCUUGAGCGACAGGUACAGGCGUUCGCCGGGCGGGGAGGUGGCGGUGGCGGAAACUUCGCGCCCUCCAGUGCCCUAGACCAGGCGCUGACCCGGCUGGAGCGAGUGGAACAGUCACUGACGGUGCUGCAGGGACAGGUCGGAUCGGCAGGGGGCGGUGGUGACGUGGCGGGACUCCGGCAGCUCAGGGAGAGGGUUACGGACGUGGAGAACAACAUCAACCGGAUCCGGAGUCAAGUCGUCUCCACUGGCAGCCAGAGUAUCUCUACUAGUGAGAUUACAGACCUCCAGUUGAAGGUCAGUGCCCUGGACGAGACGUUCCGUUCUUAUCAACCCCUGCUGCUGAAGCUCGCUGAUGUAGACACUCGGUUGAGAGACCUAGAAUCUUCCGGAACGCAAGGUUCGUCCGGCCCUGACGUCGGCACUGCGAUAGUCAGCCGGAUCCGCACCCGCAUCGGCCGCUUGGAGCAGGGGAUGUUCGGCAGGAUUCUAUCGGGCUACAGUCAGGAUCCAGUCAGUAACAAGAUGAAACAAGAGAUAGACAAGAACAGGGGGUUGAUCGAGAGCUACACGACGCUCGUACCGGAGGUACAGCAGCUCCAGAGGCACAUGGACCGAGUGCAGAGCAACAGUAACCGUCACGCCACGUCCAUCGCGGAACUUCAGGACCGCACGGAGACCAUGUCCCAGCGACUCAACGAGCUGGACGGCUUCUACAGGCAGAACCGUUUGCGGAGUCGCCUCAGCUCCAUCCAGACGGGCGCUGUGAACACGACAGCGCUGAGGAAGCUGCGACUGGAGGUCAGCGCCCUACAGGGCAGCGUGUUCCGGCUCCUGGAGUCGGCCAAUCGCAUGGACGAUCUGGAGGAGAAGAUGGACACCAUGGAGCUCACCGUGCUGGGCGCCGCCACGCAGGUCACCAAGACGGAGGUGGACCAGAUCCGGACCACGGUCGGGAAACUGCAGGAGGAGACCCUACAGUGGGGCGACGACUGGAGUGAAGUGCAGACAAAGCUGGCCGAUUUGGAACUGCGUCUACGCACCAUGAAGGGCACAGUGGACAUCCUGGAGACCAAGAGCAUUAGGCCGCCGGACCCUGUACCGGACCAGAAACUGACGGAGGAGUCAGCACGACAGCUGUCCACCGUCACCGAGAGCCUCUCAACCGUGCAGCUGAAGGUAAAUUCCAUGGAGAAUCUUAUCACAGAGUACGUCUCCAAGGUGACAGGACUGGACAUCAAAAGUAGCCGGAUCCACGAAGUUAUGGCCUCGCAGUCCAACUUGAUAGGAGACCUGGACGAUAAGACCCGAGACAUGUGGGACACGGUGGAGACUGCCAAGCAGGACGUCAUCAGAGUCAAGCGCGACAUGCUCACCCUCCAGCAAAAGAUGAAAUUCCAGACCAGUUUGGUGUCGAAGCUGAACGCGUCGCUAGGAAACCAGAACUCCGCUAUGUCUCAGCUGUUUAACAACAUGGACGUCCAGAACAACCAGAUCUCCGACUUUGAAAAGGCUCUGGGAGACGCGAAGGCGUCUCAGUCCCAGAUAGAAUCAUCUGUGCGAAACUCGGCAACCCUGCUAUCACGGCUGGCAGAGAAGGUGGACACUCUCCAGGCGACCCAGCCGGUACGCGGGUCGAUCUCAUCAGGAGCCAGCCUGAUCCCCGUGUCCGCUCAACGCGAGGUGCGAGACCAACUAAAUCCCAUUAAACGGACAAUUUCCAACCAUAGCCGCCAGCUGUUCGAGAUGCGCCAGUCCGUGGAUGACGUCAGACGACUACUCCGUUCCCAUAGCGACGAGAUGACGCGUCUGAGUAACACGGAGGGUGAGAUGAGCGGCAGGCUGGCCAAACAGAUGACCAUGAUCCUGAACUUGGAGAGCUCUAGCGAGGCCUACACCAAGUCUGUGUCCAAGCAAAGAGACGCCGUUGACCAACUGAAAGGUCAAGUGAAGAGCCACGACAAGACUUUGGGCAAGCUGCGCCAGUCCUCCGCCAGUCAGGACGUGGGUAUUCAGAACCUCCAGAAGAUCGUGAACGGUCACACCAUCCAGAUGCUGAACACCUCUAGCUUACUGGGGAACCACAGCCAGCAGAUAGGUGCCCUGAAGGGAGCCUCGUACAAACUGGAGCUGGACUUCAAGAACCACAGUAAGGUCCUGACACUGAUGGCGCUGAGAGAUGACAACAUAGAGGAUAGCAUAGCGGAUCAGGCGCUGAACCUGGGCCGUAUGCGGAACAACUUGCAGACCUUACAGCGCGAGACGUACACACACUUCGCCGAGUACGAGCAGCUGGCCUCCAGCAUUGACAACCUGGACGGAAGUUACGUCACCAGGUCCGAGCUGAGGAAGAAGCUCUAUGAAAUCGACAACAACAGCAAGAACCACAACAGCAGUAUAAUGUUACUGCAGCGUGAAAAUAGGGAGCAGUUUUCAGUGCUGGACAAACACAGCCUGUUCAUACGAGAUGUCCGAAAUCUCCUGGAAGAAAAGGCGGACGUGUCAAACAUCAUGGACAUUAUCCAGCGCGAGGCGCGGGGAGACCUGAUGCGGCUACAUAACGUGUCUGAAGCACAUUCGGCGGAGAUUCGGGCGCUACAGGACGCGCGGGACCAGCACAGCGACGGCAUCUACAAGACUCAGACCUCCCUCACCACGGUCGGUGACGACAUCAGGAUGCUGAGGGAAGACCUGGGUGCUAUAGAGAUUACCAUGACAAGUCAUACUGACAGUUUAGGCCGACUGGCCACGCUAGCCUCCACCGCCACGGACGGCCGACAGUCGCUGAACCUGACAGUUCUGGAGCUUGACCGGAAAACCAGGAAACACUCGGACACACUACAGACACUCGGCAGGAUCGUGUCAGUUUUGGAGAGCAUCUCAGACAACCACGAGGCCACCAUCCGUGACCAGGACACGGGUCUGACGUCACUGAAGGUGGAGGCUACCCGCACACAGCGGGCGCUGCAGAACCUGACCAAGACGGACAUACUGCUGGAGAAACGGGUCGCACGGCUAAGGACCACCCAGAUAGAGCACAAUGCGGCCAUAUCACGCCUCAGUCUGCAGACGUCCACCGUGGAGACGUCCCUGAGCGAGCAGUACAACACCAUCGCUGACCUCAAGAUGGAGGAUGUAGAGAUCAAGGACUCUGUCGUGCAGGUUGCCGUGGCGAUGGGUAAGAUGAACGACACCGUCAUCGAACACUCGCGAGACAUCCGGGAACUUCUGAAGAGUUCGUCGUCCGAGCAAAGCCGCGUGUCGAACUUCGAGCGUGUCCUGAGCACGCAGAUAGAGGCCAUCAGUAGCCUGGGGUCAUCCGUGCAGAACUACACCACUCUGAACGCCUUCCUGUCUAGCAGGCUCAAGAUAGAAAACCGGCUGUACGAACUGGGCAACGGGCUUUUGUAUGUAAACAACACCCUCUACAACUACGCCCGCCGCAUCCAGACCAUGGAGGGAGAGACCUCAACCAGCCGCAGGAGAAUCUCUCAGCACAACGCCGACCUCAGGGAACUCAAGACUUUCGAAAAACGAGCUGAGAAGGACAUCGAAGAUCAGCUGAGUAUGAUAUACAGGAUAGAGGAGGACCUCGAGAGCGUCGACUACGUGGUGAACAACCAUGUCAACAUGAUAGAGGAGCUGGAGUCGACGGCAGGAAACCACACCAGCCUGCUGUUAGGCCUAGAUAACAAGGCGCGCUACAUAUCCGCUGACAUCAUCAGUCUAGACAGGUCUCUGAAGAAACAGAAUGACGUCAUCUCUCGGCUGACGAACACCACGACUCUGCACGCGGACAGCCUCGCGCAGGCGCAGGAGGCGGCCAGGAGACUCCGGCUGUUCAUCAGGAACAACACCGAGGCGAUUGGCGGAGUUGGACGGCGGGUUCAGCAGGUUGCCCAGCUCGUCAAAAGCAACACGUUGAAGAUAUCGUCCUUGGAGCAGAAGGAUUCUCAGUUCGAGAGCGAUAUCUCAGGUCUGGACCUGAUGUUGUCUCAGGAACAACGGAGGUCGGAUGAAGUGGAGGAAAGAGUACGGGAGCUGACUGUGGACGACAGUUUCCUGCGGACCAGACAGAACCGGUUUUCCGGUGAGAUGUUCAACCUCAACACCACACUCUUCCGUCUGCGCAAGGACCACAAGAGCCUGGAGGAUAUCGUUUCGCGACUGCGCACUGUCUCCACGGUGCGACACGUCGUCAUGGAGGAGCAGUUCCGCAACAUCACCGACAGGACCGCCGUCAACUACCAGCUGAUUGGAGGACUGAAUUUCUCCAUCACGGAGAUCGACACCACCCUGGAGAACCACAGCAACUGGUUCAACCUGCUGAAGUCUCAACUGUCGGCCCACGACCGCCGCAUGAGAACAAACGACAGAAGAAUCAUCAUACAGGGCAGCUCCAUAGAGAAGCUGCAGUCCAGGGCUACCGAUCUAGGGGAGUCCUUCACCUCGGCAGGGCAGGCUAUCACGGACUUGCGAACAGACGUGGAGGGGACAUUCAACGAUCUAAACAUAAGAACGCAGGCAGAGUUCAAGCGGCGUGACUCAGCCAUAGCAAACCUGACGCAGGACAUCCGUAACCACACGGCUGAGAUCAGGAACAGCCAGGAGGUGGACAGGCAGCUGCGGCAGGAGGACGGGCGGCUCAGGGACCUGCUGGGGGAGUACCUCACUGUCAUCAACAGGCAUGAGACAGGUCUCAGCGAGCAGAGUAACGGUAUCACGUACCUGCGGACGCUGAUCCGGACCCAGCAGGCUCUGACCGGCAACCACACGCAGGCACUGACCCGGCUGAAACUCCGGGAUAGGGUGCUGGAGAACGCCAUCGACGAGAUCAAGCUGGUGUUCUUGCCUAAUGACGCAAUAGGAAUAGGUAACAACCUCCUGAGCUCCGCGAGCGACCUGCGCAACCCCUUCACACAGAUCACCCGACUGGAGGACAAGCUCGACACGAUCUCCACGUCCGUCACACAACAGUCGCGCGAUAUUACACAGCUAGAGGAGGCUGGCGCUCAGGUUAAGGACGACCUGUACGAACACGUGGCGCAGUACCAGAAGUCAGACCGCCGCCUGUCCACCGCUGUCAGCAGACUUCAGGAGCAUGUCGCAAACGUUCGCAAUGCGACGAGGGAGCAAGAUACCAAACUGUACCAACUCGAGAGUCUGGGAGAGAUGUUGGAGAGCGUUCUUAAUGACAACAUCAACACAGUAUCAGACAUUCAGGACCGGAUCAGCAACAUUGGUGACGACAUCAGGGAACAGAAUGUCACACUGCAAGACUUCCAGUACAAGAUGGGACUGUUGGACAAAAAGGACAUAGACUUGAACAGGCUGAUAAACGUGCUCCAAGUGCGGAACAGGAAACAGGAGAGCACUCUGGUGGAGCACACCGCCAGCCUGUCCGGGCUCGCGCGCCGCGCCAGGAACCACGAGAACUCCAUCAGGUCCGGGGAGGAACUCAACCAGUACUUCAAACAGAAAGCUGACCAGCACACGGAGCAGAUAGACGCGAUGAAGGUGGAGGUCGGUACGCUGGCCAGCAAGGUGGACCGGACCGAGAAGACCCUGCUCGGGAAGAGCGCGGAACUGGCGGUGUUACUCAAGGACAACGUGGAGGCAACUUUGGAGACCUACGCGUCAGAAAUCACAGACUGGGUCGCCAGACAGGGUACGUUGGAGCUCCAGGUCGCCCUGCAAAACGAUAGCAUACUCAGCCUGGAAACCCGGACGGACCGACUGCAGGCCAACUCCAAGGACCAUUCUAAGGACCUGCAGCAGCUUGUACCUCUGGCAGAUGAACUACGCAAGGACAUGAAUCGUGCGCGGAUAGACCUGGUGGAGCUGGAGAGAAACGGAAAGAAGAUGACGUCACGAGUGGAGAGGCAUACUGAGGAGAUCUCCAACCUGCAGGACAAGUCGGACCAGCAAGGGGGCAUGCUUAACGAUCAGGCGACAAACAUCAAUACCCUUACCCUUGAACAAAGAAACUUCCGCGUUGCGAUGAACAACAGGACGACAGACAUCUUGGAGUUGCGGAGACAGCUUCAACUUUUGGAGGCAGGAGACGAGAACCUGAGGGGAGGACUUCAGCAGGUCGCCUUUAACCUGAACCAGGGCAUGCAGGCGGCCCAGCGCGCCACCCAGCGCCUGGAGGCGUCCAUGUAUAACCAGACCAACACCGUGUACCAGAUCCGCACCAUGACCAACAGCAUCCGGAACGAGCUAGCCCGCAAGGCCCGGCAAGAGACACGCGGGGAACGGCAGCUGGAUCUCAAAAUGGGCCUGUUCCAGCGCACGCUAACGGAGAAUACGGAGUCUAUCCGUACGCAGCGAGUGAAGAAUGACGACCAAGACAGUAAGAUCCUGCGCCAGUCAGACGCCCUGGAGAAACUACAGAACGCGAACUCCCAGUUCCAGUCCAGGGUAGGCAACCAGAGCGUGUGGCUCCAGAAGAUCCAGAGCAAGGCGGACCAGCUGACCAGCACGUUUGCUGACCUCCGGAAGCAGUUCAACGGGGUCGACCUGAAGGCUGAACGUGUGCAACAGGGCCUGAACAACCAGACUGUAGCCCUUCAGCAGUUCGAGUUCCGGUUGAGUGAUAUCGAAAGCAGCGCUGUAGAUGACGGAGGCAUGGCCAAUCAGCUGAACGCAAAAAUCCUGGCGCUGAAGUCCAGCAUCGCGCAGGACCUGCAGGAGAUCCAGAGUCAGGUGGAGGAGAUUCAGAGCAAUGCCGGGGACCUGCGCACCCUGGCCGGCAUGCACCAGCGGCUCAAGUCGGAGGUGCGGCAGGUCAACCAGCUCUUCACACAGCAACGGGGAACCAUCGGAAGAAUGAUUCAGAAGAACCAGCAGCUAGAGAGACAGAUUGAGACUCAGGACGAGUCCAUGACGGAGAUGGACACCAUCCUGUACCGCCUGGAGCAGGACAUGGAGCAGCUCAAGCGCGACGCCAGGCGGCGGCCCGUGCCACCACAGGCCGAGCAGUCCAGGAGCAUCGACACGGAAGUCGAUUCUGAACUGGACUCUAGUCAGGAUCAGCCUCCAUCCAGCACCUUGUCACUGGAACAGGUCGUUGACCUCUUGCGGAGAGGUCGUAGGUCAACCGGAGAUGACCCUGAUUCCGCGUCUGUCACAGCGUCAUGGCAGAAGAUGAAUGACAGCAUCGCAGACCUCCUGGAAAACCAUCAGCAGGACCUGACUGAGGUCGUCGAUGCCAUGAAACUGUUUAGGACCCAGGCGGAAAGUCUCAUCGACAAAGACGAGAAGUUGGAGAGGUUGUACGAGUCCCUGGCCAAGAAGGUGGCCACACUUGUGGCUGUACAGAAGAAGAGCCAAGGCACCAUGGGAAAUAGGGCACUAUCGAGACAGAUGUUCAAAAUCGAAGCAUCUAUGCACGAAACGUAUGACGUCAUAGGGAGGAUAGACCAGCAGGUUCUUGAUAUCGACAACGCAAUCCGCUUGCAUCAUGGUCAGCUGGCGCAGUACAAGCACCGGGUGGGCCGCCUGGAAACCGUCCUGUACAACUGCACGGACGUCUUCGCGCAGUGCUUCCCAAACCCGGAUGACAUGCCGAAGCACCAGCUGCCUCUGAAGAUGCCAGUCAUGGAUGACCAGGGCGUCGGCAGGGCGGGUAAUGUCGGGAGCACUGACCAGCCUGCAGAGGAGACACCCGGACAGCGCACACACAGGAACAACACCAUACAAACACUAUACGACCCGGAUCAGAACGGGGGUUGUCUUCCCGGAGAGUUCCCCUGUGCCAGUGGCGGCUGUAUCGACCUGUGGUGGCGCUGUGACCAUGACAACGACUGUCUGGACGGGAGUGACGAAAUAGACUGCGUGUAUCCUGAAUGCCAUGCAGACCAGUUCAGAUGCGCGGGCAGUGGACGCUGCAUCUCCGCUAGAUGGCGUUGUGAUGGCGAGAGGGAUUGUCGAGAUGCCAGUGACGAAACGGGCUGUAACGAGUAUUUGUCAGCAGAGAAUCUGACCCGGAUUGACCCCGACAGUUUCAGCCUGGGUAACAAGGUCUCAGCUGAGGAUGUGGAGGCCGACACCAGCCCCGCCCAGACAGCCGUGUUCGAUUCGCACUCCGCCAAGGACAUCAGACCCAUGAAAGCGAAAUCAGUCGUGGCCGCUGAGGAGAACGACCCUGAAGGCGAUGUUGGUUUCCAUGACAACAGUGAAGACACGACGGAGCAUGCGCGAGUUGACCAUGAAGACCAGCAAGUCCCCUUCGUGGAGCUCAAAGUCGGUGGCUAGUUUCACAACUCCAAAUUUGUUUGGACGGCAUUGGGGCACUGACAUCUAGAUUGUGAAUGGCCUGAUAAAACGUCGUUAAAUGAUUAUUGUGGUCUUACGAAAGUAUAUGCAGUGGUUAAGAACGUUUUCAGUUCAUACAGUGUUAGCGGUUUGUAUUACAAGUAAAUACUUCUUCACAUACUUCAGGGAAAAAUAGCCUUUCUAAAGUGUGACAAACAUGGGAACAAGAAAACGAGUACCUCUACAAAUUAAUUGAUUUCUACCACCUGGUUAUUUCUUCCACUAUCAGUAGAAAGAUGAUUAUCUUUUUUGAUGUAAUGCCGUUAGAAUAUACCAUGAAUCUGAUAUAUGCUUGUGAGAAAAUGACAAAAACUAUUAGCAAAGAAAUUUACAGUGUUACUAAUGGUCUUAAUGUUUUUAUUCCUAAGAGAGACUAGUUUUCUGGCUGGGUUGCUGAAUGCACACAUAUACAUGCCAUAUUUUCAGGUCUGUAUGUCACUGAAUAAUUACAUUCUUUGUGUCCAACAAAGUAUCUUUGUGCAGAGAAUGUUGUUAUUCUAAAUGCUAUAUUAUGUUUUACUUGUGUGUGUUAGGUGUUCUGGCAAUAUGUUGAUGUAUAUUUUACUCCUCAGAAUGGCUUUAUAUUACCAAAGGCCGAGGCGGACAACGUUAGACAAAACUUGACUGUUACAGAGUAAUGACUGUAAAAAACUGCGCUAGGGGAACUAGAAUGUAAAGAAACGUUUGUCUGGCAUUCUGAAGUCGCUACCAUUUCAUUAUCUUUAAGUAACUUCUCAAUUAUGUUUAAUGUAACCAUUAUGUAACUAUUUCAGAUUUUCUUUAGCAUAGUUACAAACUUACGACAUGUCUUAAACAUUGUGUCGUAAUUCGCCAGUGCAGUUGAAAGGUGAAAAAAAAAUGUUUCCGCUAUGCUGGGACUUUAAGGUUAGUGUUUAUGAUUUUACUUGUUUUUACCCCACAAGCUGUAUCUGUCUUAUUCUUUGUACAGACCUAAAUAUUAAUUUUUUCAAUCAGGGAUCCAAAUAUUUGCUGGUAUCUACGAUCCCUAUUUGAAUAUAGAACGAUUGUUAUGUUUUUAAUACAUGUCAGUAUGACAUGUGCCAGGUAUCAAAUAACCAUAAUGUCCUUUUUGAAAGGUCUUAUACUUGUGUUUAGAUUGAAGAUUUCAUUUGUUAGAUUUCAUUUUAGAGGAAUAAUUCCUAUAUGUUCGUGGUAUUUAGAUAAAUGUGAAAACAUAUAUCCUGGUGCUAUAUGGUCUGUACACUUGGAGAUUCGGUGUCGACAAUAUAAUAUACAUAUUGUGAAAAGA